This is a messenger RNA of Wyeomyia smithii (pitcher-plant mosquito), 4869 nucleotides long. RefSeq names its product protein phosphatase PHLPP-like protein (gene Phlpp). The record is from RefSeq and is a predicted model, not a curated record. The transcript has 8 exons. Gene Ontology annotation, molecular function: protein binding. NCBI's taxonomy places the organism in Eukaryota, Metazoa, Arthropoda, Insecta, Diptera, Culicidae. Bases 397 to 4809 code for a protein of 1470 amino acids.
CCGAGUCGGUGCGUUGUUCCGUCAGGGAAGGUGUUUCUAUUUUUUAAUAUACAUAUUGGAGUGGACGGUUUACUACUGAUACAGUUGGUUUUAGUCACCCCGCCGCGAACAAAUACUUAGCGGAAUGACAUUGUGCGAUAUGUAGAAUGUACCGUUUUGUGGUUUAACUAGAUCAUUUACAGAAACGGGGUCAUUGACAAGUUCGGAAGUGCACCGUGGUUCAGUGAGAAUGGAAUAAUUUGGAAAUGCUAAUCGUGAGAACUGAUAAAUAAGCAAUGGGUAAAAGGGUGUAUAGAUUUACAACAGGUGUUCUACUAUGAAUUGAAUUGUGCAAUCAAUUUUGUGUUUUCUAAACGAGUAUUCUAAACUUCGUUAAAGUGCAAACAGAACGAAACGAUGGAGAUCGUAAGCUUUAGUUCUGCCAGGCAAGACCUGAUAAUGAGCUGUGGCGCCGGAGUCAAGCCCAAACAGGUGCAUACCAACGGAACUCUGCGUUCGAUCAAACAACGAAGAAAUGCGAAAUUGCAGCAUCAGCAGAAACCGGAUUCUAAUCGUAUCAUCGUGAGUGCUGAGAUUAAUUAUGAUAAGUCGACUAGUUCAUGUGAUAGUGAUAGCAAUAAUAAUAGAAGCAGUAGUGUGUGCACUACAAACUGCAAUGGUAGCAGUAGUACCUGGUUGAAUAAAAGUGUAGAAUAUGGUAAAAGUGGAUCCAGCAUCAACUCCACUGGUGCGAAACCAGUGAACUUGACGUUGUCGAAGAUGUCGCUUCUGUGGAAUACCAGCGGUUGGAUACGAGUCUAUUGCGGUCCCGAUCGAAGUGAUGUAAGUCUAGAGGACCCCAGUCGGAUGAUACAUGUGGUCACAACCUCAACCACACUUGAUGUUGUGAAAGAUAUGAACCUGCCGAUGGAGUAUACGCUGUGGGUUCAAAUCGGCGGCUCAAAAACACGUAGGCUGGAGGAAAAUGAAUAUCCAUUGUUGGUGCAGGAAGAGUUUCUCAAAUCAUUGGGUUAUGUAGAUGAAUCCCGUAGGGGCCGUCUCGGCAUUGAUCCGGAGUUGAAGCAUUUGUUUCGUUUCCACAUCGGACCUUCGGAGAUUCCAAUGUGCAAGGGAGUGUUGCGGUCAGGGUCGGUGGAGAUUUUAAAAGGGCUGGUUUUUCCCCAGUGGAGAAAACGAUAUUUGGCGAUUGUAGGAAGCAAGCUAAUUGUAUUUCCAGCGAGCUUCGGCAUGUCACCGGAAGUGUACAACCUGACUGGAGCCGACAUCUUCGAGCACGCGCCGGACCACAAUCGUCUAAUCAUAAAAAUAGUGCCAAAGUCAUCUGAGAAUAGCAGCGGAAGCGACAUGAGAGAAAACCUUGGUCGGUUCUUGGACAGCACUAGCACCCCCCAUCUCUACCACAGUAACAGCAGCAUGCAGUCAAUCAACGAUCGUGAGACGGUUCUGUUUCUUGGAUUCGAAGAAUCCUGGGAACGUGACCUAUGGAGUGGUUGGUUUGCUGAGACGAAAAUUGAUGACACUGGAGAUGGAGAUACAAGGCGUUUGGAUCUCGGAGAAUCCGGUCUACAACAGAUUCCAGAAAUUUUCAUGCAAUCGUCGGCUAAUGUUGUGGAAUUGUUGGCAGGAAAGAACAAACUGCAGGAGUUAGCGCUGCGGGCAUUAGGGGAAUUUACUGAGCUGCGAGUGCUGAGGUUGAACAGCAAUGGGCUGAAAAGUUUUCCAGACAGCCUGUUCAAUCUGCGGAAUCUAACUCUGCUGGAUUUGGAAGAAAACGAAAUCAGAAAACUACCGGAAAGGAUAGCUCUGUUGAUGUGUUUGGAGGAGUUGAUACUCGAAAAGAAUGAACUGCUAGAAUUGCCAAAUUCCUUGCAUAGGUUGACCAAUUUGAGGAUUUUGAAUGUAGCUUACAACCAAUUAGAAAGAUUGCCUUCAUUCAUGGUGAACAACAUGCGACCUACGGGUAUUUUCCAGAGAAAUGAUUCUCUCCGGAGCAGUAGUAGGAGGGAUUCGCUGGAAAAGGAUGAUUACAAGAUCGACGCCACCUUGACAAAGGUUAAUCUUCGAGGAAAUCAGUUAAAGGGCAGCAUCAUUCUAGGCAAUUAUGGGCUUCUAACCCAACUUGAUGUCAGUGAGAACUCGAUAGAGGUUAUGGACCUCUCGGCUUUAGAUAAGUUAGAGACUAUACAGUGUUGCAGAAACAACUUGGUCGAGCUGACACUGAACGGUCGUCAUUUGCACUCGUUGAUUGCCGGAAAUAAUAAUCUUACCAAAAUAUCGGUUAGGGCAACCCCAACGAAUCUCAAACACAUCGAUAUCAGCUUCAACUGUCUUCGUGAGCUUCCAGAGUGGCUGGUCGGUUGCCAUCAACUUCGAACUCUGUACGCUAACAAUAAUCAGCUCAAUGUGAUAUCGGAACAUCUACUCAACAACGAACAUGCGAAAAUUAUGACCCUUCACUUGGCAUACAACAAUCUAACAAGCUUUCCACCUAUGGUUAAGCGUAAGCUGCCGCUUCAGAAACUUUACCUCCAAUGUAACGCCAUCGAAGACCUUCCGGAAAACUUUUUUAUUGCCUGUGAAAGACUCACCAUACUGAACAUAUCUAGUAACAAGCUGAUGACUCUACCCAUUAUCUUCGGAACAAAUUGCAACUUGGAAAGGCUUUACGCUACACAUAACAGCCUCUCGGAUCGUGUUCUCGAUUCUUUGAUAUGCCUCACGCGGUUAAAAAUUCUUCACCUAGGUUACAAUCUGCUUACGACGCUGCCGGAAACCUGCAUAACCUGUUGGGGAGAGUUGGAAGAGCUAGUGAUAUCGGGCAACAAACUGAGACAUUUGCCAGAAAAUCUAACAACUCUUCAUACAUUGCGCGUUUUAAGAGUCCACUCAAAUCAGCUGCAAACGGUGCCAGCGCUAGCCAAGAGCACCAGUCUCCGUGUUUUGGAUCUUGCACACAAUCAGUUGGAUAAGAUUAACAUGGUGUCUAUUGUAUCAAAACAACUGCAAUUUUUGGAUCUCUCGAGCAACAGUCAACUGCAAGUGGAUCCCUACCAAUUACAGGCUUGCCGAUCACAGCGACCGAUGAGUUUGGUGGAUGUCUCCGGCAAAAACAGACCAUCACUUCCCUCUGCUCCUGGUUCUUAUCAGGAGAAUGACGAAUAUGAACCCUGCUGGAAAGUGGGCUUCACCGAGACUCCAGGUUGUUUACCGAAGCUAUCCAUUGCGCAGUUGCGGUUACCGGGUUUUUGCAAUUCGGAGGGCUUGUUUGGUAUGUUUGACGGUGAAGUUAGCAAUGUUAUUCCAAGGAUGCUGAUCAAGUCGAUUCCGAAAAUUUUACUGGAGGAACGAACUGUAAAGGAAACGGCAAACGAUUACAUGAAGUACACACUGCUUUCGGCUCAUCGAGAACUGAAACAGCUUGGUCAAAACGAGGCUGUCAAUGCGAUAUUGUGUCACAUAUCGAGAAGUAAAGUUCCAAGUGAAGUGAUGAGUUAUUUGCCACAGGCAGCCAAUGGUAGGAAGUUCAUAUUGCGGGUAGCUUCAGUUGGUGAAAGUUUGGCGGUAUUAAUAAAACAUAAUCGCUGUGUUAAGCUGACAACUGGAAAUCCCCGUCGACGCCUGGGAUUGAGUGCUAACUUUCCUGUGAUGUUACCGGAUCCGGAGAUAAAUGAGGUGGUGCUAAGUGAAGCGGAUGAGUAUCUGGUGAUAGCAAACAAAAAACUAUGGGAUGUGAUAACAAUGGAAACGGUUGCUGAGGAAAUUCGUAAGGAAGAGAAUAUUUUACUCGCUGCCAAGCGAGUUCAAGAUAUUGCCCAGAGCUACGGUGCAGAAGAGAAUAUCAGUAUUAUAAUCGUGAAAUUCAACAACCUGGGAACAGAUAUUGAUUUCCUAAUGCGAGAGUUAAGACAAACGAUACGCAAAAAACCUUUGAGUGCGGGUGGUGUGAUAUCAGGGUUUUGCAAAUGUGGUUGCUGCUGUGAAUCUAACAACAAUUGUUGUCAUUCUGGUGCAUCUAGUGCAUUUUCGAGGCACCCAUCAGGAAGAAGCGAUAGAUCAUCGCCAAGUGGCCAAAGUGAUCAAACGUCAGGUAGCGAAACACACCUGAACGGAGCGAAACCAAAAUAUUUAGAUGUUACUACGUCUAACGGUAGAAAAUCUAAUGCCUAUCUGACGAAUGAGCGAAGGAGUUUAAGAGGAGGCGUGGUUCGGGCUGUUCGCGCGAGGAUCGAAGAGGAGAAAGAGCGUGAGGUUGAGGAAUCUGAUUCUGCCAUGUCCGAGGAGCAGUUCAAAUGUUGGGAGUACAUGCUUGAGCAAAAUACCCAACUUCUUUUCGAUAAAGAGCUAAAUACCAUUUCGAGGGCUUUCACAAAACGGCCGCAGACAAAUUUGACCAGACCGCAGAUGAGAUCUUUGUCUUCGAGCUCCCCGCAGCUUGCUUUAGAAACAAAUGGCGGAAUAAACUCUGUUUUGGAUGGGUAUAACACGAUCGGAAAUACACAACGAACAACGGUUCCUUUCCUUUCGAAGCACUUUGGGAGCACGAGAUCAUUUCAACCGUCGUCCUCCCAAAAUUUCUUCAAGCCUAUUCGUUACAAUACAACUCGACCGCAACCAAUCAAUACUGGUCCGAAUGCAGCGUACUUUGGAUCAUUGCAACGGCUUAUGCCCUACAACCUGGAGUAUGAUUUUUCCGCUUUGCAGGAAAGGUAUGAUGCCAACAUUGAGGGCAGUGCUAUAGAGCUGGACACGGUUGAUCCGGAUGGGGGCCGCAUGCAGCAAUACUGGGGUGUUGCAACGACAGAACUGUGAGAUUAUCCAUUCGUAACAACUGAACUGUGGUAAAUGAACGGAGACGGGAAUGUAUUCAUU